UCCAAACGGAACGGAACCAAUUCAGCUCUUGCUCAAUCGUAAACCGGCCAACCCUGCUGAAAUCUCUGGAUUCUUCCUCGUGUUCUCGCGUUGCACAUCAAUUCAUCAAUGGCGGUGGCCUAUGGAACCUCGGCCGCCUUCUCCGUCCGUCCGACGGUGCCCGGGGCCCGGCCCUGCUCCUGCGCGGCCGCCGGGCCGACGUUCCGCUCUGACGGGAGCGGCAAAUGGUGGGCGCCGCUGCUGGGGUGGUCCGGCCAGCCCGACUACAUCGACGCUCAGCCUGCAGCUUCGCCGGCGCCGGAGGAGGAGCAGCGCGAGAAGCCGGCGGCGAGGCGGUUCGGGGUGCUGACGGAGGAGAAGGCGCGGCAGCUGCGCAUGCGGAUGAUGGAGACGGAGAGCUUCCACGACGCCAUGUACCACUCCGCCAUCGCAUCCCGCCUCGCCUCCGCCGCCCGCGACAAGGACACCAAAGGCUAGCCGCGCCGGCCGCGCACCCCCUGCGAAAGGGCUAACAGAGCGUCCCACCUUAGGGCUUGUUUGGUACUAGAGUUUUUGUGGGGAUUAGUGGGGAUAAUACUCUAGAGUAUUGGGUGAUCUCCUACAGUCACCCAAUCCCCACAAAACCCCAUUCCAUUCCAUGCAAUCCCAAAUCCACACUCUUAAAAACUUUCA
Molecule: messenger RNA, 672 nt
Organism: Lolium perenne
Lineage: Eukaryota; Viridiplantae; Streptophyta; Magnoliopsida; Poales; Poaceae
Source: RefSeq, a predicted model, not a curated record